AUGCCGCUUCUCUUCAAGCAGAUCAAGCAUGUGGUGACGCCGUUCGCGCUAAGCGCCUACUUCUGUGCGAAGCACCCGAUCCACGUGCUCAUGGCGACGCUGAUUUUUGCGUCCACGGCGUACUUGACAGUGGUGGAUGAGUACUUCAAGGGCUGGCAGCUGGACGCGAAGAGCAUCUUCGCGCAGCCGGCGCUGGCAGACGAGUGCGUGCACUACUAUCGGGCGCCAGCGAGCGACAACUGGACGCAGGUGACGGCCGGACAGCUGCAGGGCAUGAGCGCGGACCACUACUACCUCAUGGAGGUGGAGUUCGACGCGACCAACGCGACGCAGCCGUUGCCGGCGAUGGACAACAUCGUGCACAGGGAGGGCCACUCGCAAUACGUCUUGCAGGACUCGCUGGCGCUUCCGCCGGUCUUGCGGACCGGCGACGCGGUGUGGAAGCUGCGCGCGCACCGCCACAAGAUCUACGAUAUCAGACACUAUCUGCAGUCAGCGUAUAACGACCUCCGCGGGAGGAUAUUCGACGCAGAGCCCUUCGAUGUCUUCAUUAUCGGCUCUGCCUACCUGGGCAUGCUCUACACGAUCGUGGGCUUGUUCCUGGACAUGCGCAAGGUCGGGUCCAAGUUCUGGAUCGGCUUGUCUGCGCUCUUCAACUCGGUCUUCGCGUUUGUGUUCGCCUUGUAUACGUGCCAGUACGUGCUCGAAAAACCCGUUUCCCUCUUGAGUUUGGUCGAAGGCAUUCCGUUCGUCGUGGCCGUGGUGGGCUUCCGCCACAAGAUCAAACUCGCCGCCUUCGUGGUGACCCACUUCAAAAACUUCGGCAUCUCCAAGCGCGAGACCGCCGGCGACAUCGUGUACGAGGCCCUCCGCCAGGAGGGCCAGCGCCUGGUGCAGGACCACUUUUUGUGCAUCCUUGCUUUUUCCGGCUGCUCCCUCUACGCGUCGUCGCUCGAGGUCUUGACCAACUUCUGCGUCUUGGCCGCGCUCCUGUUGCUCUACGACCUCCUGUUGACCUGCACCUUCUACGCCUCCGUCUUGGCCUUGAAGCUCGAGAUCAACCUGAUCCACCGCUCCACCGCCAUCAAGCAGGCGUUGGAGGAGGACGGCGUGUUCACGUCCACCGCCGGCAUUGUGUCGGAUGCGGAGACAAAGUCCAUGCUGUCGCUGCUGACGUCCAACACCAGCAUCACCCUCCUGAAACUCGUUAUCGUCCUGGGCUUUAUCGGCGUCAACUUCUAUAAUUUCGGCACGCGCUGGACCUACAACGCGCUCCCGCCCAUUGCCCCGGCCCUGCGCGCAGGCCCAGUCCCGACGUUUAUCGCCUCGCAAAUAGGCCCGUCCGCUAUUAUCUCCAUGCCCCCGGUCCAGUACUACGAGCCCAUGAAGGUGUAUUUUCAGGUCGAGGAUACCAUCCUAUCCUCGUUGCGGUUUAUUAGCGUUGCCAUAAGGGAUAGGUUUAUCAGUAAACUCGUAUUGUUCGCAUUGGCAAUCAGUGCUUCUAUUAAUGUUUACCUAUUGAACAUCGCAAGGAUCCAUACCGAAUUCACGACCAACGAAUUGAACAACAAAAAGAAAGCCCGGAAAACGGCCUCCUUUUCGGUAGGGUCGACUCCGAUUGUCGUCCCCGCCCGUGAAACUAUCCCGAAAUCUACCGUCUCUUCUUCGGAGACAAAGGUCGUAGGUUCUGUCGCGUCGUCUAUAGUGCCGUCCGAUGACGAAACUGAAACGGAAGACGAGGCAGAGCCUGUGCGCCCGCUAGCGACCUUGAUUGACGUUUUGCGGAAGGGUGCAGUGAAAACGUUGAAGAACAAAGAGGUGGUAUCUUUGGUUGUCAACAGUGAGCUCCCAUUGUACGCCCUAGAAAAACAGCUAGGCGAUACUACCCGCGCCGUCAUUGUCCGCAGAAAGGCAUUAGCAAAAUUGGCGGAUGCGCCUGUUUUGGAAACGGAGCGCUUGCCAUACAAACACUACGACUACGACCGCGUCUUCGGCGCGUGCUGUGAAAAUGUCAUCGGGUACAUGCCUUUGCCUGUGGGCGUGAUCGGGCCAUUAGUCAUAGACGGCGUGGCGUACCACAUCCCCAUGGCAACGACCGAGGGCUGUCUCGUCGCGUCGGCCAUGCGCGGGUGCAAGGCCAUCAACGCGGGCGGCGGCGUGACGACGGUGUUGACCAAAGACGGCAUGACGCGGGGCCCGUGCGUGCGGUUCCCGUCGCUGGCCCGGGCGGGCGCGUGCAAGCUCUGGCUCGACUCGGAGGAGGGCCAGGCGCGCGUCAAGCGCGCGUUCAACUCGACGUCGCGCUUCGCGCGCUUGCAGCACGUGCAGACCGCGCUCGCGGGCGACCUGCUCUUCAUCCGCUUCCGCACCACGACCGGCGACGCGAUGGGCAUGAACAUGAUCUCCAAGGGCGUCGAGUUCGCGUUGCACCAGAUGGGCGCGGAGUUCGGCUGGCACGACAUGGAGAUCGUCGCGGUCUCCGGCAACUACUGCACGGACAAGAAGCCGGCCGCCAUCAACUGGAUCGAGGGCCGCGGCAAGAGCGUCGUCGCCGAGGCCACCGUGCCCGCGGACGUCGUGCGCAAGGUGCUCAAGAGCGACGUCGCCGCCUUGGUCGACGUCAACAUCUCCAAGAACCUCGUCGGCUCCGCCAUGGCCGGCGCCGUGGGCGGCUUCAACGCCCACGCGUCCAACCUCGUCACCGCGCUCUACCUCGCGCUCGGCCAGGACCCCGCGCAGAACGUCGAGAGCUCCAACUGCAUCACGCUCAUGCGCGACGUGGGCGGCGACCUCCGCGUCUCCGUCUCCAUGCCCUCCAUCGAGGUCGGCACCAUCGGCGGCGGCACCAUCUUGGGCCCCCAGAGCGCCAUGUUGGACCUCCUCGGCGUGCGCGGCCCGCACCCCUCCGCCCCCGGCACCAACGCGCGCCAGUUGGCCAAGAUCGUCGCCUCCGCCGUGCUCGCCGGCGAGCUCUCCUUGUGCUCCGCGCUCGCCGCGGGCCACCUCGUCCAGAGCCACAUGAUCCACAACCGUGCCAAGACCCCCGCGGACCCCGAAGUGCCCUGCCGCCGCCCCGCCUGCAUCUAG
This is a messenger RNA of Eremothecium gossypii ATCC 10895, 3087 nucleotides long. RefSeq names its product AER152Wp. The transcript has a single exon. Gene Ontology annotation, cellular component: endoplasmic reticulum membrane; peroxisomal membrane. Gene Ontology annotation, molecular function: hydroxymethylglutaryl-CoA reductase (NADPH) activity; protein binding. The record is from RefSeq and is marked provisional. The coding region runs from base 1 to 3087 and encodes 1028 amino acids. Gene Ontology annotation, biological process: ergosterol biosynthetic process; coenzyme A metabolic process; isoprenoid biosynthetic process. Lineage: Eukaryota; Fungi; Ascomycota; Saccharomycetes; Saccharomycetales; Saccharomycetaceae.